Messenger RNA from Staurois parvus, 625 nucleotides. The record is from the annotation of a GenBank genome assembly. Lineage: Eukaryota; Metazoa; Chordata; Amphibia; Anura; Ranidae.
GUCCUCCCACUCUAACCGUGCGUGGGGCGCGCAGCACGGCGAUCGGUGGUGCGUUGUGUCCCUGGGACACAGCGGAUCACCGAUCAACAGAAAGAGCUGAAGACGUCAGCUCUGUCAUGUGAUCAGCUGUGUCCAAUCACAGCUGAUCAUGGGACAUGUACACUGAUCAUCAGGGCACUGAUGAUCAGUGUAGCCCCAUCAGUGCCACCUGUCAAUGUCCAUCAAUGCCACCUGUCAGUGGCCAUCAAUGCCACCUGUCAGUGCCCAUCAGUGCCACAUCAAUUCCACAUAUCAGUACCUACCAGUGCACAUCAAUGCCACAUAUCAGUGCCCAUCUGAGCUGCCUUUCAAUGCCACCUAUCAGUGCCAGUCAGUGCGGCCUAUCAGUGCACAUCAGUGCACAUCAGUUCUGCCUAUCAGUGCCGCCUAACAGUGACAGUCAGUGCCACCUAACAGUGCCAGUCAGUGCUGCCUAUCAGUGCCAGUCAGUGCUGCCUAUCAGCGCUGCCUAUCAGUGCCAUAUAUGAGUGCUGCCUUUCAGUGCACAUCAGUGAUGCCUGCCAUUGCCCAUCAGUGCCACCUACCAGUGCCUCCUCAUCAGUGCACAUCAAUGCCGCCUAUCAGU